UUUCAGUUUUGCGAAUUGCGAGUUUUGCAUAUUUUCUGAUUUCUUAAAACUUUCUAGAAGAAAGCAUAUGAGUUCUACCUUUUAUUAAAUAAAAUUGAAAUUGGUGUACUACAUUUCAAUGACAUCCAAAAUCUGAAAAUCUUACCAUCUAUACUACAACAUCAGUUAAUUAUGAUCACCCUAAAUAAAAAGUUAAAAAAACCAUCAGCUGUGGAGACAAACGGAGUGACAAUAGAACCAGUGAAAAGAAUAUCAAUAAGAGAUAAGUUGCUAGUGAAAGAAGUGCAAGAACUGAACGAAAACUUGCCGGUUACCUGCUCAGUGAACUUUGACGAUCCGAAUAUUUUGAACGAGUUUACGUUGACUGUUCUGCCCGACGAGGGGUACUGGGCUGGGGGGAAGUUUCAAUUUAGUGUGUUCGUUACUGAGGAAUAUAAUAUGGCGCCACCAAAGGUUAAAUGUUUGACGAGGCUUUGGCAUCCAAACAUCAAUGUUGAUGGUGACAUAUGCCUGUCCUUACUUCGUCAGACCUCUAUCGAUGAGCAUGGCUGGGCACCAACGAGAAGACUGAAGGAUGUUGUGUGGGGACUUAAUUCUUUAUUCACAGAUCUCCUAAAUUUUGAUGACCCACUUAACAUAGAAGCAGCAGAGAUGUACAAAAAGAACAAAGUAGAAUUUCAAGCAAAAGUACAGGAAUAUAUUGCAGUGUCUAAGGGAAAAAGAUGAAAAAUGUGGGCAUGUGUAAAUGUUUAGUUUAGAUAGACUUUAUCCUAAUGUACAUGAUAUAAUAUAGUUGAAUACUCUGA
Aricia agestis (brown argus) is the source of this 806-nucleotide messenger RNA. RefSeq names its product NEDD8-conjugating enzyme UBE2F-like. The coding region runs from base 172 to 726 and encodes 184 amino acids. The record is from RefSeq and is a predicted model, not a curated record. Lineage: Eukaryota; Metazoa; Arthropoda; Insecta; Lepidoptera; Lycaenidae. The transcript has 3 exons.